Messenger RNA from Periophthalmus magnuspinnatus, 2254 nucleotides. It is a transcript of the gene fermt3b, whose product is annotated as FERM domain containing kindlin 3b. Lineage: Eukaryota; Metazoa; Chordata; Actinopteri; Gobiiformes; Gobiidae. Gene Ontology annotation, molecular function: integrin binding. Gene Ontology annotation, cellular component: cell-substrate junction. The transcript is spliced from 15 exons. Bases 155 to 2092 code for a protein of 645 amino acids. Gene Ontology annotation, biological process: regulation of cell-cell adhesion mediated by integrin; integrin activation; cell-matrix adhesion. The record is from RefSeq and is a predicted model, not a curated record.
ACAAAACUGACACAAGCAACUCGCAGACCACAGCCAGCUUCCAGGGACGUACAACAACUUUAAAACACACCAAAACACUUGAAGAAGUCUUUCACAGAUUCUGACCCUUGGUAACAACUCACGAGGUGGACAUUCAACUCUGACAAAAAGUGUGAUGGCGGUGUGGGACCUGUCAGUCACAGUGGAGGACUUGGGUGCAGAUGCUCCCCCUGUCACUCUCAGUGUGACCUCUGACCUACAUGUUGGUGGGGUCAUUCUCAAGCUAGUUCAAAAGACACAGAUCCAACAGGAUUGGUCAGACCAUGCACUUUGGUGGGAGCAGAAGCAGAAGUGGUUGCUGCGGACAGCCUGGGCCCUGGAGAAGUAUGGGAUCCAUGCUGACGCCCGACUUGUCUUCAUGCCCCAACACAAGCCUCUAAAGCUGGGCUUGCCCAAUGGCAAAACUGUACAGCUACGUGCAUCUUUCUCCAGUCCGGUCUUCCAAACUGUCAUUGGCAUCUGCAGAAUGCUCAAUAUCCGGCAUCCAGAAGAGCUCUCGUUGCUGCGUCCAGUCGAAGAGAAAAGGAAAAAAAAGGACAAAGACAUAACAGAAGAGCUCUAUGACUUGACUGGGGUCCCACUCAGUUCAGUAUCUCGGCCAUCUAUGUAUAAUGGUAUGCCAGCUCAUUUUGUCGACUCGGCAGAGAUGGAGGCUGUUUACAAGAUGCUGUCAGUGACUCAGCCUCCUCCAGCUCCUGAGGUGGUGGCUAAGCAGUACCGCCCAGCCAGUGUAGUGGAUAAGGCCCACAUCAAUGGCCGGUGGCUGGACUCUUCUCGUAGUCUUCUGCAGCAAGGGAUCCAAGAAAACGAUCGGCUCUGGCUUCGCUUUAAAUACCAUGCUUUUUAUGAUAUUGAGCCCAAGUAUGAUGUGGUUCGCUUAACACAAUUGUAUGAGCAAGCUCGAUGGGCCAUCCUGUUGGAGGACAUUGACUGCACAGAGGAGGAGAUGAUGUUGUUUGGUGCUCUACAAUAUCACAUCAGUAAAGUUGCUCAGUCAGAGCCGCAGUUACUGGCCUCCACCGCUGCCAUGGACGAUCUGGAGUCUGCUCUACAGUCUCUGGAAGUCAAGUUAGAGGGAGAGAGCAGCUCUGCUUCCGAGAUGCUGGACAAUAUGACAGCACCCGAAUUAAAUGAUUAUCUAAAAAUAUUCAGACCUAAAAGACUGACUCUUAAGGGAUAUAAGUUGUACUGGGUUAAGUUCCAGGAUACAUCAAUUUCUUAUUUCAAAAGUAAAGAAGAAUCCUUUGGAGAACCUAUUCAACAGAUCAACCUCAAAGGAUGUGAAGUAGCUCCAGAUGUAAAUAUUGCAGCUAACAAGUUCCUUAUCCGUCUCUUGAUCCCGUCACCAGAGGGCAUGAAUGAGGUCUACCUGCGCUGUGAAGAUGAGGAGCAGUAUGCACAGUGGAUGGCUGCAUGUCGACUUGCUUCCAAAGGGAAGAGCCUGGCCGACAGCAGUUACCAGAGUGAAAUCCAAAGCAUCAGCUCCUUUUUGGCAAUGCAAAAGACCAAAUCUGGCUCCCAUGGCAAAACACCUGCUGCAGAUGAAAGCAUCAAUACACACAGCUUGGUUUCCCCACGCUACCAUAAGAAAUAUAAAGCAAAACAGUUGACUCCUCGAAUCCUUGAUGCAUAUCAGAAUGUAUCUCUCCUCACACUGACCGAUGCAAUCAUGCGCUUUCUGCAAAUAUGGCAGUCCCUUCCAGAUUUUGGCCUUGCAUAUGUUGUUGUCAGGUUCAAGGGUAGCAGAAAAGAUGAAGUUUUGGGAAUUGCACCCAACAAACUGAUAAGGAUAGACCUGGGAGUUGGAGAUGUGGUCAAGACUUGGCGCUACAACAACAUGAAGCAGUGGAAUGUAAACUGGGAUAUUAAGCAGAUGGCUAUUGAAUUCGAGGGGAACAUUAACAUUGCAUUCAGUUGUGUUACCGCAGAGUGCAGAAUUGUUCAUGAGUUUAUUGGGGGUUAUAUCUUCAUGUCAACACGCAAUCGUGAGAACAGCAACACACUGAACGAAGAGCUCUUUCAUAAAUUGACCGGGGGCCAUGAAGCCCUCUAGAAAUGGGUUUCCCAUAACUCAAUGAUACAUUAGUACAAAGUCACAUAAUCAAAGGGCACAAAAGACUUAACUUUGCACUAGUUUAUUAUCAUUAUUAUUGUGCAUGAUAUUGUGUGUGUUUAUUAUUCACUGUAAACAUGAACAUACUGAAGCAAAUACAGU